AUGCAAGAAACAUUGCAAAAGUUUGAAGAUCACAAGGAGAUGGCGGAUGCAACGCCUAGAGAAAGGAAUAACCAUCAUAAUAAUGGAAACGACGAAGAAAAGGAUCUUAGUUGGGAAGACAGACAUUACAUACCAAGACGAACAGAUGCUCAGCGGGAUUUUGAGGGCCGCCAAACCGCUAAGUUAGAAGUGGAUCCAAAGGUAGCUCUUCAAAAAAUGAUGAAUACCCGUACAGGUGGAACUUAUGUUCCUCCUGCAAAAUUAAGAGCUCUUCAAGCUCAAAUUACUGAUAAAAAUUCACAAGAAUACCAAAGGUUACAAUGGGAGGGACUGAAAAAAUCAAUUAAUGGACUUGUUAACAAAGUGAAUAAAUCGAAUAUCAAAGAAAUCAUUCCCGAUUUAUUUCAAGUAAAUCUAAUCAGAGGACGCGCUUUGUAUUGCCGAAGUAUUAUGAAAGCACAGGCUGCUUCGCUCCCCUUUACUCCAGUCUAUGCUGCAAUGACGGCCGUAAUUAAUACAAAACUCCCGCAAGUCGGAGAGCUACUGUUGACGCGCCUUAUUGUUCAAUUUCGAAAAUCAUUUCGCAGAAAUGAUAAAACUAUGUGCCUGAGUUCAACGAACUUUAUUGCCCAUUUGAUUAAUCACAAGAUAGCCCACGAAAUUGUUGGCUUACAGAUCCUUGCUGUUCUUUUGGAAAGACCCACUGGCGAUUCUAUAGAAAUUGCAUCAGGAUUUCUUCGAGAAGUCGGUGCUUACCUUUCUGAUAUCUCAUCUAGGGCUUUCAAUGGCAUAUUUGAAAGGCUUCGCACAAUAUUGCACGAGAAUCGACUUGAACCACGUGUUCAAUUUAUUAUUGAAGUAUUAUUCCAAGCAAGGAAAGAUAAAUUUAAAGAUAAUCCCACUAUACCCAGUCAGCUUGAUUUAGUUGAAGAAGAGGAUCAGAUCACCCAUUUUAUUAGUUUGGAUGAUGAAUUGGAUGUACAGGAAUCCUUGGGAGUCUUUCGUUUUGAUCAAGAUUUUGAAGAAAAUGAGUCAAGAUAUGGUUUCAUAAAACGUGAAAUUUUAGGAGAAGAUGAAGAAUCCGAAGAAGAAGAAGGAAGCGACGAAGAAUCCGAAGAAGGUAGUGAGGAAUCUGAGGAAGAUGAACCUGCUGGACAGGUGCAACCUAAGAUUGUUGACCAAACGAAUACGGAUAUCGUUAAUUUAAGAAAAUCCAUUUAUCUUACAAUUAUGUCAUCUGUCGACUUUGAGGAAUGUUGCCAUAAGCUAUUAAAGGUACAGUUACCGGAAGGUCAGGAAAUAGAGAUGUGCAACAUGAUUAUUGAAUGCAAUAGUCAAGAGAGAACUUAUGAAAAAUUUUAUGGUUUGAUUGGUGAGCGUUUUUGCAAGCUCAAUCGAACAUGGCGCACAACUUUUGAGCAAACAUUUAAAAAUUAUUACACUACCAUCCACAGAUAUGAGACGAACCGGUUGCGGAAUAUCGCUUUGUUUUUUGGAAAUCUUCUGAGCACCAAUGCCAUUCCAUGGUCUGUGUUUGAGAGCGUUCGAUUAACUGAAGAUGAUACAACCGCGUCAUCACGUAUUUUUCUAAAAAUUUUGUUUCAAGAACUUUUGGAAGCAAUUGGUUUAAAAACAUUGAUAAGUAGAUUCCACGAUCCAGAGUUAGUACCUUAUCUGCAUGGUGUAUUUCCUACGGAUGAAGCUCGCAAUGUUCGGUUUUCCAUUAAUUAUUUCACUUCUAUUGGUUUGGGAGCUUUAACUGAAGAAAUGAGGGAGUACCUGUUGACGAUGCCCGCUCCGAAAGCCGAUGACGCAUCUGAUGCGGAAAGCUAUACAUCUAAAUCUUCAUAUUCACGUUCUCGCUCGCCGUAUUCAUCGGAUUAUUCUCGUAGCAGAUCUUCUUCUCGUUCUGUUAGUCCACCAAGAUCUAGAGGGCGUUCAUAUUCUCCUUCUGUUGCCGAGGUAAGUCCUGGUAGAUCGCGAAUUUCAAGAGAUGACAUCGAGCGUGGAAGAAGCGGAUAUCCUUAUUCAGACAGAAAUCGUUCUUACUCGAGGUCGUCGUAUUCCAGUUACGGAGGAUCCAAGUCCAUAUCAUCAAGCCGAUCAUCUUCGUACGAUUCUAGACGAGAGAGAUCGCGUUCCCAAACACCUACGAGAAGGAGGCCAAGUAAGUCAACAUAUCGUCCAUCUGAUCGCUACAGAGGACGUGCUCCUAGGAGAUCGCUCUCUAGAUCGAUCAGUGAAAGAAGUUACUCGCGUUCACCGAGCAGAGGAAGGUCUUAUUCUCGUUCGAUUUCUCCUCGCAGAGACAGACAUGCUUCACGUCGCAGAUAUCGUUCGCGAUCUCUUUCUUAUUCCCCUUCGCCUCCAACGUAUAGACGGAACCGUCCAUUUUCGCCUUCUCCUUAUCGAAGAACGAAACGGGCCAGAGAUUCAAAUUACAAUCAAAGGUAUUACGGAGAAACAAGUGAGAAAAGUAGAUCACCGUCGCCAUUCACCUUGAGAAAAAUGAAGACCUAUGAGAUCCAAAAUGAAAGGAAUAGCAGAAAUCGCCCCAUGGAAAGACCUGUGAAGAACGGUAAUGGUCAAUUAGAAGCCCCUUGGUUACAGCAUUCAGUUGAUGAUAGCAGGCACUAA
Schizosaccharomyces osmophilus is the source of this 2637-nucleotide messenger RNA. It is a transcript of the gene cwf22, whose product is annotated as splicing factor Cwf22. Gene Ontology annotation, molecular function: protein binding; RNA binding. The coding region runs from base 1 to 2637 and encodes 878 amino acids. The record is from RefSeq and is a predicted model, not a curated record. Gene Ontology annotation, biological process: mRNA splicing, via spliceosome. Gene Ontology annotation, cellular component: catalytic step 2 spliceosome. Lineage: Eukaryota; Fungi; Ascomycota; Schizosaccharomycetes; Schizosaccharomycetales; Schizosaccharomycetaceae. The transcript has a single exon.